GGGGUAUUGCAAGACACAUCCAUCCGAUUCAACAGGGGUAUAGGCAGAAUGAACAGGGAAUUUACACGGAAUGAACAGGGUAUUUUUGCACGAUCUGGGCGGAAUCAACAGGGAUUAAGCACGACAACCACCUUGAGGCUCGAGUCUCUGCGCGGUGUGUCGGCGCUUCACGGUUACACGAGGAGAGAGGCAACCGGGUGGGGUCAAUGUUUGGCCAUGUAGGCUGUGAGGCUUCUGCUCGUUACAGACAAUAAACAGCCGAGGUUGUCUCGCUAAGUUAUUGUAGUUCCAGCGUAUUUAUCUUAUUGUAAUCACUCAGCCAAGUUUUAUACAAGACAGCAACAUGGCGUCAGCGACCGGCGCCCCUGGCAACCAGGGAACUGAACCAUACCAGCUUGCGAACGAAGAUUAUACUGUCGGCUGGAUUUGCGCCUUGACGACCGAAAAUGUCGCGGCGCAGGUCUUUCUUGACCAGAAGCAUGCGGCCCCUACCUCCAUCGCAACUCAUGAUAAUAACGACUACACGUUGGGCCGUAUCGGAAAACACAAUGUCGUUAUUGCCGUGCUUCCAGGUGGGGAAUACGGCACAGCAUCCGCCGCCGGCGUGGCGCGCGACAUGCUCCAUACCUUCCCCAAUAUACGAAUCGGACUCAUGGUUGGCAUUGGCGGCGGUGCGCCAACCUCGAAGAACGAUAUCCGGCUCGGUGAUGUUGUCGUCAGCGAACCUAAAACCGGACGCGGAGGCGUGUUUCAGUACGACUAUGGCAAGAACAUCCAGGAUCAGCCAUUCCAGAGCACACGCUUUCUGGCGCCGCCGCCGCCCAUGCUGCUAACAGCAAUUAAUGGGCUAAGAGCGGAAUACGAGAUCGACGGCCAUACUAUUCGAGAAAGUAUUGAAGCAUGUCUGUUGGAGAGAAAGAGGCUACGAAAGAAAUAUAGCCGUCCUGAUAUAGCGACCGAUCAACUAUACCAAUCAGACGUAGUUCAUCUGCUGGGCGAUGGACACUGCCUGGGUACUUGUGAUAGUGACGCCUCGUCUAUCAUCGUACGCCGUACCCGAGACGAGGAUGACGAUGAUCCAGUUAUACACUAUGGGUUGAUCGCGUCGGCGAACCAAUUGAUGAAAGAUGCCCACGUUCGAGAUCAGUUUGCGAGAAAAGAAGAAGUUCUGUGUUUCGAGAUGGAAGCAGGCGGAUUGAUGAAUCACUUUCCAUGCCUGGUCAUUCGAGGGAUAUGCGACUAUUCUGAUACUCAUAAAAACAAGGAUUGGCAAGGCUACGCCGCUAUGACUGCAGCAGCAUAUGCCAAAGAUCUUCUUAAAAGAAUAUCACCAAGCAAAGUGGAGGCAGAGCAAAAGCUCAGUGAAUUGUUUAAGAAAGGUUAGCUAAUUUUCAUUACUCUACAUUGCUCCAAAGCGUGAAUAUUAACCUAGGACUCGCUCUGCUACAUAUAUAGUCUCCGAGGCUGUUAUGACAACAAGUGAAGCUAUUACUCAUAUCAAGUCCACGAUGUUUAAAGAUGAAGACAACAAAAUUCUUGACUGGCUAGCAUCAAGUAGCUAUGGUUCGAAAUAUAGCGAUCUCUUGAAGGACCGACAGCCAGGAACGGGCCAAUGGUUUCUAGACUCAGCGGAGUAUCAAACGUGGCUGGGUACACAGAAACAGACACUGUUCUGUCCAGGCAUUCCUGGAGCCGGAAAGACGAUACUCGCAUCAAUAGUCAUUGAGGAUCUCUUUUCGCGCUUCGAAAGUAACCAGGAAAUUGGUAUUGCAUACUUAUACUGCGACUUCCAGAGGCAAGACAAUCAGAAAGUCGACGAUCUCCUCGCUAGUCUACUGAGGCAGCUAGCUCAGCGUCGGCCAUCUCUGCCAGACGAGCUAAAAUCUCUCUAUAAGAAACAUAAAGACAUACAGACAAGGCCAUCUGUUGAUGAAAUCCUCUCCGGUCUCGAAUCGGUAGCUAGGAUAUACUCAAGGGUAUUGAUUGUCGUGGAUGCGCUUGAUGAAUGCGAGAUGAAAUGUAUGUUAAAAUUUCUAUCGCACUUGUUCAGCCUCCAAGCAAGCACUAUGGCAAAUAUCUUGGCAACCUCGCGACCUAUUGAAAUAAUUAAAAAAGAAUUUGAAGGUAGAAGCGAGAUAGUAAACAUCAGUGCCAGAAACGAAGACGUCGAGAAAUACCUGGAUAGCGAUAUGAAAAUGCUGCGAUUACUGGACAAAGGGAGUGAUGGCUUGUCAGACAAAAGGAGAGAAGAGCUUCAGAAAGAAAUUAAAAAUACGCUUAUCAAAUGCGUCAAUGGCAUGUUUCUCCUUGCACGACUUCACCUAGCAUCGCUUGUCGACAAGACAUCAGAGUUUGCCCUAUGUACCGCCCUGAAAUCUCUCCCAAAAGGGCAGAAUGCGUUGGCCCAGGCAUACGGAUUAACUAUCAAGAGGAUCAGAAGCCAGCCAGAGGGCUGGCGAUCGCUUGCCGAGAGGGUUCUCACAUUGCUCACCUGCGCUAAAAGUCAGCUCACAACCUUGGAGCUCCAAGACGCUCUUGCGGUGACAGAGGGUGAUUCAAGACUUGACAAAACUAAACGAGAGCUCACGAAUACUAUCGUUCUUGUAUGCGCAGGUCUUGUGACUGUCGAUGCAUAUAGCGGUAUUAUUCGCUUGGUUCAUGAGACGACAAGAGAAUAUUUUGCGAGCCAUAUGCAUUGCAUUAGACCUCAGAAAGCCGUCACAAAUACAGAGGAUCCUAUGAAACUAGACGAUGAAAAGAAUGCCAGUGCCACAGUUGAGGCUCACAGGACCUUCGCGAUCAUUUGCAUCAGUUACCUCUCAUUCAGCGAUUUCGACAGCGGGUUUUGUCAAACGGACGCCGCAUUUGAACAGCGGCUACGGUCAAAUCAGCUCUACAAGUACGCCGCAUGCAACUGGGGUUACCAUGCUCACGAGGCUUCAACAUUAUGUCCUAACAUUACAUGGUUUUUGGAAGAUUCGCCGAAAGUGGAGGCAUCGAGCCAGGCCUUAAUGGCUACUGAUUCAUGGCGUUCCAAUUGGAGCCAGUUGGUUCCCAAGAGGGUAACGGGGAUUCACCUAGCAGCAUAUUUCGGUCUUCAAGAAUCAGUGCGCAUAUUGCUUCAGGAUUGGCAAAAUAUUGAUGUCAGGGAUGACUGGGGUCGUACAUCACUCUUAUAUGCUGCUCGGAACGGAUAUGAGGCUACUGUCCAGCUGUUGCUAGCCACAGAAAAAGUCGAUGUCAAUGCCAAGGAUAAGUGGGGUCGCACACCACUGUCAUAUACCGCCGAGAACGGGCACGAGUCUAUAGUCAAGCUGCUACUAGCAUCGGACAAGGUCGACGUUAAUACCCAAGAUCAGUGGGGUCAAACAUUGCUGUCAUAUGCCGCCGAGGGCGGGCAUGAAGCGGUUGUCAACCUGCUACUGGCAACGGACAAGGUCGCUGUUGAUACCCAAGAUCAGUGGGGUCGGUCACCACUUUCAUAUGCUGCUAUGAAGGGGCAUCAGGCUAUGGUUAAGCUGCUGCUGAUGACAGACAAGGUUGACAUUGAUACCCAAGAUCGGUGGGGUCGGAUGCCACUCUCAUAUGCCGUCGAGAACGGGCACGAGACUGUCGUCAAGUUGUUGCUCGAUCGAGAUGCUGAUGUCAACAUCACUAGUAAUGGCGAUUGGACACCGCUCAAUUAUGCCUCAAGAACUGGUUAUAUAAACGUCGUUAAGCUUUUGCUUAAUAAAGGUGCUAAUAUCGAUGCCUUGACAAAGUGUGGGCGGACAUCAUUGCACUAUUCCUCUUACUAUGGCUUUGUCGAUGUGGUAGAGAUCCUGCUUAUCUGUGGUAUUCAUCAUCAUACCAUGGAUAUUCAUGGACGUUCGCCGCUCUUUAUGGCAUCAAUAUCCACAAAUAAUCAUUCCGCCGUUGUCAGAUGUCUGCUAUCGUAUGGUGUGCUACCCGAUGUUGCAGAUCGAUAUGGUACGACACCUUUAUUUGCUGCUAUCAAACAUGAGAACAUUGACGUUGCUCGAUUACUGCUUGCAACCAAAGCUGUGGAUUUGACUGUAAAAGAUGGUUUUGGUAAAUCGCUAGGUUACUGGGCAGCUAGAAGCAAAAACAGGCUAGUUAUCGACCUUCUAAGUCAUCAUGGUGUGUUGGCUGGUGCACUGCCUGAACUCGAUAGCAAUGUGAUCAGUGCGCCAAAGGAAUAUGGAUCACUCUACUGUGAUAUAUGCGUUGGUCGUGUUGCUAUAGGACAGAGCUACCGUCGUUGCGAAAUUUGCGAUAUAGAUGAGUUUAGCAUAUGCCAAGAGUGCUACGAAGCUGGAUUCCGAUGUCACGAGGGAACACAUGAACUUAGCUAUAUUCAAUCGUAUAUAAGUAGUUAAUAGCCUUUAAUCAAAUGACUUGGAACUUCGAA
[Torrubiella] hemipterigena is the source of this 4411-nucleotide messenger RNA. The record is from the annotation of a GenBank genome assembly. Lineage: Eukaryota; Fungi; Ascomycota; Sordariomycetes; Hypocreales; Clavicipitaceae.